Molecule: messenger RNA, 5322 nt
Organism: Heterobilharzia americana
Lineage: Eukaryota; Metazoa; Platyhelminthes; Trematoda; Strigeidida; Schistosomatidae
Source: the annotation of a GenBank genome assembly
ACCUGAUUCACUAACAUAUUUUUUUGCAUAAAUAAACAAGGAAACAAAAUUAUUUCAUAAAUUUUAAAGUGUGCAAAAUGAUUGCUACAUCAUCAUUAAUAUUAUCAUUGCCAUCGGCAAAACAUACUAUAAAUUCAGGAUUAGUGAGAUUAAGUACAAUCUACAUAAUCUUGAUCUCAUCUUAUUUUGUUGAUUCAAAAAAUCUGAUACUUCAGCAAGGAAAAAAUUCUAACUCAAUAUUCGAUGAUUUAUUAUUUGUUGAUAAAGAUUUAGCUAAAUCAGUAAUCUGUUCACCUCAAGCAGAUCAAAAUAUAUGUUCACGUUUAGAAGAUGUUUGGAAUAAUUAUGAAUUCCUAAGCAUGAAAACGUUAUAUGCUCUGUUCUGUUAUGCGAAUACUUGUAACACUUCAUCAUCACCAUUACCAUCUUCAUCACGUAUCUGGAAAAAUCAAUUGUCAAAAAAUAAACGUUCAUUAUGCAAUUUUAUUGGAUGCACCAGUGACAUUUAGGCAAAAAUCACUGUACACAAGAAAAUAAUUCGAGAAUAAAAAACACUUGUUUCGUUAUGACUUUUGCUUCGUUUCUAAAGGAAAAUGAAAGAUGUAAAGUAUAAAAGUAUUUUAACUUUUAUCUAUUCAUAUAUAUUUUAAACUUAAGAUAUUAUGAUCCUUUUUGAAGCAACUUCAUUAAAUGAUUGAUUGUAAGAGUUAAUUUGACUGGAUGAAAGACAGUAUGAUUUGAGAAACUAACCAAAAACCAACUCAAAACGUUUAGCCAUCAUGUGUGGUGUUCACGUGAUGCUUAAUCAUACUAGCUGACUUCCCAUACUUUAGAAGGUAAAUUAGGAUUCAAAAUCGUCACCUAUUACUUGAAAAUUCAGUUUACAAAAACAUCCAAAACACAUUAGAAAAUGAACAUACGCUCUUGAAUACAUUAGCUGAUAAUUAAAUACCUAUGGUAAAUUAAAUAAAAAUGGUUUUGUCUCACUGCUUUAAUCGCUUAAAGUAGAUCAUUUGAACCUUAUGACAACUGAAGUCUAAUUUCAUAGCUAUUCAUAGUCUGACAAAUGUACGACAUUCAAAAGUAAAAAACUGACACUCUUCCCUCUCCAUUUCAUUAUGUUGAGAGAAAAUCAUCAAGUAUUUGAUAGAGAAAAUCAAAAUGUCUUCAUAACUAUCGGUGGAAGUUAAAUAUUAUAAAACCAUUCACCCACCUAAGACACUAUUCUCAUCUAAGAAUAUAGAAGUAUGUAUUUGUUCAUUGACUGAAGGAAAUCGAUAGGAAGUUCUGUUCUUACGGUUCAUGCUUGUUGUACUUGUCAACAAGCACAAAGUCUAGGUCAAGAAGAGCUUUCUGUUGAUUACCUUCAACCGGCUAACACCUUUCAAAAUGCAACAUGAUAGUAAGCUUCCUUAUCUUUAUAUACCAGAUGUUUAUUAACUCUGGUUCAUGGUACCACUAUGUGAAGAGUUUUAAUAUGUUGAAUUUACGUUAGCAUUACUGACAACAGAAAUGCGUGUAUGUUUCUCCAGCGAAACACACGAAUAUAUAUGAGGCUAAAUAACAUCAAAAUUUUCUGUGUAUGAAAAGAAUAUAUUAUCUUUCUUUUCUGACUAUGGUUCAUAAAAUCAAGAUGCGAGAAAAGCAGAAACAGACAAAUGCUACAAAGCGUGAAUAUUCUUGUUUAUUUGAAUAAUUACUCCGGUAAAUUUACCGUGAAUAUAAAACGUAACCAAACCUAUAUAUGUAAAACUUAAAUAAUUAUUUGACAUCAAAGUGUUUAGAAUAAAAAUUGAGACCAAAAACUACAGCCUUCGAUCAUAAUUCGUCUUUCUAACAUACCACACAACAACAUAAACACAGUAAUAGCACGUGAACGCCAUGCGUACACAGUCAUUCUUCAACAAUUAUAUCAAGGUAACCAAAUGACCUUCAUAACUGAUUUUCAUGUUCUUAGAGCUCAUCAUUUCGUAGAAUCUUCCGGAUAUCGUAACUAGAUGAAAAACCACGCUCGUGGACUUUAAUCAGUUUAGACUCGAUAAACAAUGAAUUAGUAAUAAGUUCGUCUGUCUACGUAUUCAAUGCUUCCUGCUACUAAGGGGUAUAUACAACAUUGAGGAAAUCAUUGUAACCUAAAUUUUAUCGUUCUUAUAUAAUCUCUUACUGUAGUGAUAGUUGUAAGCUAAGUAUGAUAAUUGUUUGGUGUUCUCCUAGCCUUCAGUUUUGUUCUUGGAUGCUUCAUAACCAGAUAUAUUGAUUGGUCACUAGUUCUAAGUGCUGAUCAAAUUCUACAUGAGGUUGAUCACCCUCCAGCCGCCAAUCAAUGUACACAGUCCAGGCCAAUCGUGGCCAGAAUUGCUGGAUAAUAGCACUGAGUGACGCUGGUUCAAAUAUGACGUGGGACAUCAGUUCCAUCGACAUUGCACAUAUACCUAACUGACUAGUACCAAAAACUGCGAAACCAAAGUUUAGAACUUCGUUCCGAUAACCUCCGUCCUACUAGGUUUAUGACUAAACUAAGCAGCCGUAUGAUAUUUCUUGAUGACUUCAGUCAGCACUGAACAGUACACUAAUUAAUAAGUUGACUGGAAGAAAAAGGAUUUUUGAAUACAAAUGCACUGAGGUGAAUGAGAUUUAUUCAAGUGGUUAGUUCACAGUAUAUAAAAAGGCUAUCCUUUUGACUAUCUGAGGUAGCCAUUAAUACUGGGUGAUCAUAGGCAAUCAGUGUAAAUCGAUCAAGCGUUAGUAACGUGUCACGAAUUCACAUGAUAGUCGGUGAAAACCCUCGGUGAUAAAAGUGAAAUAAAAAUCUGGUCAGUAGUCGGACGUCGUAGCUCAGUAGAUAGAGCAUCAGGUUGGAAACCCGGUGGUCGCUGGUUCGAAUCAGGUCAAGGUCUGCAUUUUCAUUUUACCUUAAAUCAUCGCUCAGUAUAUAAAUAGAUAACAGAAAUAUCUGUCGUACUCAUAUCCUUCAGACUUUAACCAAGUCUUAAAUAGUAAUAUGCAACAAAAAAUAAAAACUCUGUCACCUUAUUUAUGCUUUAAAAAUAUUUAAGAUGUUUCAUUUUUAUUCUUACAAAGAAAACUGAAAUACUAUUUACUGUGAAGAAGAACCUAAGUUCUUAACAACUAGAUUCAUCCCAAGCGGGUUAAAUCGGGGUAAAUCAAAGGUUGUUUCAUAAGUAAACUCCAUGUACACAUAUUCUUGACUAUUUACAACAGAAUUAAUAUUUGUAGCCUUUUACUCUCUGAGCCUGGGGUUACUCGUAAAACCUUAGAUAUCUGUAAGAGGUUUACGUUACAAGCCAACUUCAGGUAGAGUAUCCCUUAGACCAGGUGAAAUCAUAAUCCAAUAUCAUCGGUGAGCAUUUGUGCUCGCAUUUGACUUGCAUGAUUCUACCAGGUAUAGCUUCCUGUCACAACCUCGGUUAAUCUGCCUCCAAUGAAUGCUGGAUCAUUAUUUGACUGCGUGAUGAAACUUCCUAGAAACAUGAAAUUCCAUCGCUACACGUAUAUCGAUCCUAAAUGAUGAGAAUGACGGUAAUUAAACCUUUCAAUAAAGCACUGACUACUAGCUUCAACUGAGCGGCAAAACCUGUGAAAUUCUUAGGUCUUUCCACGCAUCGUCAUUUGAACUAGUUGAUUAGUCAAAGCUAAGUGAUUUUGAUACACUUUUUACUUUAAUUUUGAUUGCCAAAAAGCAGUUUACCAAAUGGUUUGCCAUCUUUAUGACAAUCAAAUUAAGGCGAUAUCUGCCAUGCUAGUGAAAACUAUGUAACCAAAAUUAUACAGUUCACUUUCGACUUAGCAACACACUUUAACAACUGAAAACAGUAUUCACACUGAAUUACUGCUUUAUGAAAAUAAUCACAAUACUAUGUUUAGCAUAUUGUAAAGGAUAUAUAGGGACAAUGAUCUCGCUGAAGACUAACAAAUUAUUCAACAGGCUAAAUAAAGCAACAAUAAUAAUCAUAAAACCUUUGAAUAACAAAGAUAAGAUUGAUUUGACCGAGAAGGGAAUCACACAUAUCUUCAGAGAACUGUUUCAACAGAAACUGACUGAUUACUCUACACCCAGUAAUCGUAAACUCCAAGGGUCUGCCAAAGAUACAUAAACAAAAGUGAUUAUUGUCAUGUCAUCGAAAGGUCACAUUAUGGCUUGCAGAAACAUUUUAGAACCUAUACGUCAAGGAAUGGCUACAAAAACUCUGAGGAAUUCGUUCCCGUUCUUUGAUGAUAUAAGUGAAAUUAAAAUCUCUAAUCAGUUUAUGGUAUCCUUCUCCAAGAUUUCCAUUUAUAAUCAGUUUUACACGAACAUUGGUCAAAACAUUAUUUUAUACAACUAGAAGUGUGUGUUCAGGUGAUAAAUUGUAAGAUUUGUUGAGCAAUGGAAACAUACUAUGAAACAACAGAAAUUGACCAAUAAACAUGGAAUAUCUGAAGACAAUAAGUUUAAAAAAGUUACCGUAAACAAGAAACCGUUUUUAUUGAAGUCAAGUUCAAAGGUGACGAUUUCUCUGAAAUAAAUAAUGAAAGGCUUAAAGCUGUACCGCACAGAACAUAUCUUGUAGCCAAGUUAAUCCCCCUCUGUCGAACAACGUGGCAUGUUAAAUCAAACGUCAGCUGAUUUAUUUCCCACGCAACUUUGUGUACACGUUUACUUGCGUCAUGAGUGGAGACAGAUAGGCAUCCUUCGAAAGUCUCAGGAGAACAAAAAGUCUUCUGCAGUGCAGUCGCUUGAAACAAAGCAUGACAAAGAUACUCUGGAGUCCUUCAUAGUAAUCAACAAAAAAUGCAAUUUGAAUAUGCUCAUUUUCGUUGAGGCUGUAGUAAUCAAACGAAUAAAAUAGGAAGUGUGUUCACAAAGGUGUGGAACUCUUUCAGUGCCUUGGUAACCUAACAUUUUACUCUUCCUCUUUCUUAAUAGCAUCUUUACUUUGACUGAACCUGUUUGCUGUUGAUGCAAGAUUUUCAUCAUAGUCUUACCGACUGAGUUCAACCCACCAUAUACUUAUACACAAUUUGUUCAUUGCUUAUCACCACCUAGCCAACUUGUUAUUAGUCUUACGUAGUAUUUCAUUACUGUUUCCAUUGUCUGCUUGAAUUUCUCCUUGAAUUACUAAUAUUACUGAAACUCCCUACCAAGUCUCGUUAAACUUAUCGAGAUUUUAGUAUUCGUUACUGGAUGAAAACGUUUCCUGUCGACUAACUUCAUUUAACCACAAAAAGCUUGUUCAGCUUCUUUUCUGAUAUGAUAUUUAAGCGUUUCAGUUUGUAAACAGCUAAUGAGAAAUCGGUUAAAUAAUAUACUACCAUUUUAUU